Molecule: messenger RNA, 357 nt
Organism: Peronospora farinosa
Lineage: Eukaryota; Oomycota; Peronosporomycetes; Peronosporales; Peronosporaceae
Source: the annotation of a GenBank genome assembly
AUGGAGAUAGAAGCGGCUGAAUCUACAUUGGUGCUUUUGGGUGCAAUGGCAGUAGCAUUGCUCGUCUUGUGGAUAUAUCGUCUUGUACAGUAUCGUAAAGCUUUACGACGUUCGCAGGCACGAUGGGUGGCAUAUGAGCCAGCGCCCGUGCUUACAGAAGAUGACUUGGGACUCAAUUGGCCAAGUUUAAAGCCUAUUCUUUUAUCGCCAAUACCUGAGGAGCGUCAUGAGAGUGGACGCGAGUCGGAGAACGACUCAAUGUCAUCGACACGCAGGGAUUCAUUGUGUUUGAGUGCAAUCUCUGUCAUUGCCUAUGGGAGCUUAGAUCACCCAGUGGCAAAAACUGCCACGGUUUAA